GUUAAACAACAACCAUUGGAUAGAGAAACCGCACCUUGUGCAGUUACUCUCAAACUGCACCAGAUCCUCUUCCUAAAAAAGCCUAGUCAGUAAAUGAUUUUACAAUCCAACAGAACACAAAUAGAACUUGCACCAUGUUGCUGUCACAAGCCAAACUGCACAACAACAACAACAACAGCAUCUCCAAUGCCAUUAACAUGAGUAUGAAGAACAAGGGUAACAACAACAAUAACAAUAAUCAUUGUUCACCAGCUAUACUUUACCUCUACCCUUGUCUUGAUGGUGUUUUUGCUGCCCUUGCUGCACACCUUUACUUUAAGGCCACUUCAUUAUUAUCCCCUCUUUUUUUUCCCAACACUGUCUACAACCCCCUCAGUGCUGAAGAUCUUCCUCUGAAUGAAAUUGGUGAUCUUUAUCUCUUAGAUUUUGUGGGGCCUGAUGGUUUUGUUCAGGAAAUCUCCACCAAAGUUCCAAGGGUAAUUGUUUUGGACCAUCACAAGAGUGCCCUUGAGAUGCUAGGCAAUGAGGCUUCGCUUGGUGAGAAUGUGGUUAAGGUUAUUGACAUGGAGAGGAGUGGGGCUACUAUUGCUUUUGAUUACUUCAAAGAUAAGAUUUUGAGUCCUGAUGUUGCGGUUAAGCACCCGUCAGUGCACGAAGAAUUUGAGCGUGUCAGGCAACUUUUUCUGUAUACUGAAGAUGGGGACCUUUGGAGGUGGAGAUUCCCAAACAGCAAAGCUUUUGGAAGCGGUUUGAAGGAUUUGAACAUUGAAUUUGAUGCCAGGAAAAACCCUUCCUUGUUUGAUCAGUUGCUUUCACUAGACUUGGAUAAUAUUAUUAGUAAAGGCAAGCUGAGCUUAUCAGACAAGCAAAAAUUAAUCGAUGAAUAUCUCAGGAAGUCAUAUGAAAUUGCCCUUGGGAAUGCUGAAUUUGGUCAUUGCCUGAGUUGAGAAGUGAAUUAGGACAUCAAUUAGCUACUAAAAGCCAGAAAAUGAAUUUGAGGUUUGUUCGUUUAAUUUUCUUGUCACUGUUAGUUAAAUCAUAUUGCUGUUAUUUUCCAUUUGAGUUCUUGGAAAAUCCCUUACUUAGUGAUAUAUCCUAGUUGUAGUAUUACAGAGGUUAUGCGGUAGAAAUUUAAAGUUUUUCUUCUUUCCCUCUUCUCCCUAACAAAACUUUAUUGAGAAGCAUAUUGAGGUGAGUGUUGGAGAUUCCUCAUUCACUCUUGACUAGUGAUAUAGCCAAAAUAAUGUAUAUAUGUGAGGAGCAACUCUUAUCUUGAGUUACCUUUUGGGAUUGAAUUUGGUCCGAAUUCAAAUUCAAAGACGUAGGGUGAGGAUUGUCCCUUACAUAUAUACACUAUUUUAGUCAUAUCACUAGUCAAUAUGAGAUCUUCAACAACAAGGGCGAUGUGUUAAUUUGAUUGAGUUCAGAAAUUAAUUUAUAUGACUAGGUAUGUAUUUCCUCCUAGGAAUUACUCCCUCUAUCCCUAAUUAUAAGAUCCUUUUCAAAAAAUUGUCUGUCCCUUUUUAUACGAUCCUUUUUUAAUUUUAGAUGUAUUAAUUAUUUUUUUUCCUAUAUACCCUUACUUAAUUU
Messenger RNA from Glycine soja, 1590 nucleotides. RefSeq lists its product as uncharacterized. NCBI's taxonomy places the organism in Eukaryota, Viridiplantae, Streptophyta, Magnoliopsida, Fabales, Fabaceae. Bases 135 to 947 code for a protein of 270 amino acids. The transcript has 5 exons. The record is from RefSeq and is a predicted model, not a curated record.